Trichosurus vulpecula (common brushtail) is the source of this 1059-nucleotide messenger RNA. RefSeq names its product DDB1- and CUL4-associated factor 7-like. NCBI's taxonomy places the organism in Eukaryota, Metazoa, Chordata, Mammalia, Diprotodontia, Phalangeridae. The record is from RefSeq and is a predicted model, not a curated record. Gene Ontology annotation, cellular component: nucleus. Gene Ontology annotation, molecular function: protein binding. The transcript is spliced from 2 exons. The coding region runs from base 1 to 1059 and encodes 352 amino acids.
AUGUCCUGGGUAGAUCAGCUGUGUCGGAGGGAUUAUCCGAACCGCAAGACAUACAGGUACGAAGCCCCAUGGACUGUGUAUGCCAUGAAUUGGAGUGUGCGGGCUGAUCAACCUUUCCGCCUGGCACUGGGAAGCUUUGUAGAGGAGUAUGGGAACAAGGUGCAACUCAUGAGUCUGGCCUCUGACUCGGUGGAUACCGCGGGGGAUUUCGUGUGCAGCUACACCUUGCAGCACCCCUACCCGGUCACCAAGAUCAUGUGGAUGCCUGACCCUCAGGGCAUCCACCCAGACCUGCUGGCUACCAGCGGUGACUACCUACGGGUUUGGCGCUUCGGGGCUGCUACCCUUGAUUUAGAGCCCCGACUUGAGUGCCUACUCAACCAUAACAAGAAUCCUCGUUUCUGCUUUCCCCUCACCUCUUUUGACUGGAAUAACGUAGACCCUUACAUACUGGGUACCUCGAGCAGCGAUACCACGUGUACCAUCUGGGCUCUGGAGACCCGCCAGGUACUGGGCCGAGUGUCGGGUCAUGGGCAGGCACACUUUAGUUACAGCAACAAACAGGUCUAUGACAUUGCCUUUGGAGGGGGCCGAGAUGUAUUUGCCUCAGUGGGUGCUGAUGGCUCUCUGCGGCGGUUUGACCUACGCAGGCUUGACAGUAGCUCCAUAGUGUAUCAGCACCCCCAGCGCCUCCCACUGCUGCGCCUCGCCUGGAACAAGCAGGACCUCAACUACUUGGCCACCCUGGCCAUGGACUCCAAGGAGGUGGUCGUUGUCGACUUGCGCAGGCCUGGCUCACCUAUGGCCCUCCUUAAAGGCCAUGGGGCCUGUGUCAAUGGGCUCGCCUGGGCACCCCACUUCGCAAGCCACAUCUGUACCGUUUCCGAUGACUGCCAGGCCCUCAUCUGGGAUAUUCAGCAAACACCCAAUGCAGCUGUCAAAUACCCUACCCUGGCCUACAAAGCCAAAGGGGAGAUCAACAACGUGCAGUGGGCUGCCAGCCAGACCGACUGGAUUGCCAUCUGCUAUAAAAACUUCCUGGAACUUCUCCGAGUCUAA